Glarea lozoyensis ATCC 20868 is the source of this 3021-nucleotide messenger RNA. RefSeq names its product LCCL. The transcript is spliced from 3 exons. Lineage: Eukaryota; Fungi; Ascomycota; Leotiomycetes; Helotiales; Helotiaceae. The coding region runs from base 1 to 3021 and encodes 1006 amino acids. The record is from RefSeq and is a predicted model, not a curated record.
AUGGUGUUGAGGACGUCGGGAGCUGGCUGUCGCGGCGCCCUUGGGAAAAAUGGGACGAUGAUCACGUGCCGGUCUGGCAGGAAGUCUGGGGAAAGCACCCCGCACGUGCUAGAAGCCGAGCCCUGCCAAGCAGUCAGCUUUUCGGAACGCAUUGGCAAUGUCACUGCUGACUCAGACAAACGCUCUGGAAGGGCAAUUUCAUUGGCCCUCGUCUUACCGGUAUCCCGCUGCCACGGCGGACCCGCCUCUCCCAAGACCGACCAUACUCGGUCCCUCCACAACAACAAAACCACCGUCCCUCCUUCGUUGCACUCUGCAUAUUUUAUUCCACAUCUUCUUGGCCUAGACGGAUAUCGUGCCGAGUUCGAAGAAACAUCCAAAGACUUGAGUCUUAAAGAGAUGGCGGCUGGAGAAAGCAACGAGCAGGGGAGCAGGAGCUACAGUCUCCUCCAGCAACAUGAGCACCCGGACGAUCCAAUCGAUGAUCUGGAGCAGUCCCGAUUGCUACCAAUGGACGACCUCUCCGACGAUGGUUCUCCCCCAACCCCACGCUUCCUGCAAGAUCAGAGCUCUUAUAAACAUUGGAGAUGGAUUCCAGUACCAAUUCGAAGGGUGUCAAAGUCGGCCUUGAGGUGGGCGAGAGGCCCGGAGCCACCCCAUAUUCAUACCAUUUCCCCGUUGCUACCAAUUGUUCAAGAACUACCAAUUCGAAUAUUGGAUAGAUAUAUACCAAAACGCAGGCAUAGAAUCUUGCUUUUGAUUGCUUACUAUUUUCUCUGGAUCUUGACCUUUGCAUUGGUUAUGCGUGGAAGUACUACGGCUACCGAGAUCGAAGGAUGGGGGACUCCAGGAAACAUCGGGUGCACAACAACGUACUGGGUGCCUGGAAACGGUUGCGGAUUGAAUGGAAACGACUGUAGGCCAUUCAACGGAGGCGGCUUUGCAUUCAGGUGCCCUGCCGAGUGCGCAAGUACAUGGGUUUUGAACAAUCGUGCGGUUGGCGACCAAGAAAUCGUGUAUCAACCUUUGGUCAUUGGGGGUCCUUCCGAAAAUGCAUCGGCGCCGUAUUAUAGAAGCGAUUCUUUCAUUUGUGGCUCCGCGAUCCAUGCUGGAAUUAUCGACAACAGCCAAGGUGGAUGUGGUAUAGUCGCACUUACGGGAGAACGCAACAGCUUCUUAAGCUCAAACCGUAACGGCAUAAAGAGCAUCGGAUUCGAUGCUUCUUUUCCUUCCUCCUUUACAUUCCACUCUGGCUCUACGUGCGAAGCAAAAGAUCCGCGCUGGUCGCUCCUCUUCGUUUCAUUGACAUUUACUAUACUGUUAUCACUAUUUACAACAUCGCCGGGGUUAUAUUUCUUCAGUAUAUUUAUCGGCCUCUUUGCGCAUGUCGGACUUGCCUCGGAUCCGCCAAUGACUGGUUCAACUGCCGCCAUUGUAUCGAAUUUGUUGGGCAAAUUCCUUCCAGCUGCAUUCAUCGCUUUUGUAAUAUAUCGUUAUAUGGGAGUACAAAGAGCGCUUGUUGGUCUUACGGCACAAAUUGAGAAGACUAUUUUCUGGUUAGGAGGAUGUUGGGUUGGUGCUCUGUCUAAUUAUACGUUUGAAUGGAUCCCAAUUCAACGUCUAAAUGCGCACGACAUCAACCAGCAACCGGGCGCCAAAUUGGCCUUGGCUCUCAUUAUACUUUUUUUAGUAUCAGUUGUCGUCAGCCAAAUAUUCUUCUUUCGGCGUGAGGGACGUCUGAUUCGCUAUCUUGGAAUUUAUGGACUCUUUAUCGGUGCUAUUCUGGUAUCACUAACACUUCCUGGCCUUAGCCUUCGAAUUCAUCACUACAUUCUCGCCCUUCUUUUUCUACCAGGGACAAGCAUGCAAACGCGCCCAUCACUUCUUUACCAAGGUAUCUUGCUGGGUCUGUUCAUCAAUGGAAUCGCGAGAUGGGGAUUUGAUCCAGUCCUCCAGACGCCAGCUGCGCUUCAAGGAGACGCUCCCCAUAAUUCGAAGCUCCCUACUGUUACGCAGCCGGCCAUAGAUUUAUCUCCAAAUGUUUCUAGUAUCUCAUUUUCCUGGAUUCCACCGCCGGAGCCUUUUGAUGGCAUUUCAGUCCUCGUCAAUGAUGUUGAAAGAUUUCGGGGCUAUACCGACGAGGGCUUUGUCAGUGACAAGUAUUUUGAAUGGACGAGAGAGUCAUGGAAGGAUGAGCCUACCUAUUUUCGCUUUGCGUACAUGGAGGGCAGUCAGGCUUGGGACUACACUCGUGCGGGUGUUUGGGAGAAGGAUGGAAGCUGGACGAAGAUGGCGCCAGGGCCCAGUAAACUCAAGACCAGGGCCUUUGAAGAAGAGGUUGACCUGAUCUUGACUUAUUUAUCAGUCUCUUUUCUGCCCAUCUUCAAGAUGAACCGCAGCAACAUCGCGCCUCUUCCGCCACCCCCCUAUCCUUAUUCAAGUCUAGAAACAACAACACCAACAAUUCGACUCAUUCGUCUUCACCGGUCAUCUGGAGGCUUAAACACCGGAACGCUGAGAUCCUUCUCAUUAGCUCCCUCUGAACGUGUUCCUUUCAAAACACUGUCUUACGUAUGGGGCAAGCCAAACUAUACUCAUCGAAUCCUGCUCAACGGCGAUACUUUCGAGGUUUUGGAAUCACUUUAUCCGAUUCUGGAAUUAAUUUGCGAUUCGCCGAGCCUGGCUGAGAAAUGGUGGUGGAUAGACUCUAUCUGUAUCAAUCAGCAGAAGAAUCGAGAUGCGGUUCAUGAACGUGGGUUUCAGGUUGCGCUUAUGGGAGAUAUCUAUAAUCGCGCCGAAAACACUUUAGGGUGGCUUGGGAAUUCUUCGGAUGGAGAUACGACUAAUCAAAUGGGUGUAGAGGCGAUAAGAUUUCUUCGUGUGAUGCUAAGAAACAAGAAGAAUCUGAAUUUGGCAGAAGAGAUGUCUUUGAUUCCAGAAAUAAACGAUCGUGCAAAAUGGAGAGCUCUUGAGUGGCUAUUUCUACGUCCUUGGUGGCGCAGAGUCUGGACGUUGCAAUAA